GAAAGGGGGUGGUGGUGGGAAGGGAGGAGUGCAAAUCAGCGCCUUGUCUGGACUGGUCCCUCUGGAAGAAGAAGCUCUGAGGGGGAGCCUGUGGCGUGUCAAGCGCAAGGCUCAGAAAACUUACCUACUGUCCCUGCCUGUCCACCGCCAGCACCCCUCAAUCCCGGGCCUGGGGACCUGGGGCCGUAGGAGGGACUGCAGCCUCUGAGCUGAAAGUCUUGGGUUGGCUCGCUCCUCUAACUGAUGGCAUGUUGAAGUACAUGGGCCAGUGGCAGCGAGGGCAUCCGAUCCAGAGGGGGCCACUCUAGAGGCCAGGCCACCACCAUCAUGGGCCAGUGUGUCACCAAGUGCAAGAAUCCUUCAUCAACCUUGGGCAGCAAGAAUGGAGAUCGGGAACCCAGCAGCAAGUCACACAGCAGGCGGGGGGCUGGCCACCGUGAGGAACAGGUGCCACCUUGUGGCAAACCAGCUGGGGAUAUCCUUGUUAAUGGGACCAAGAAAGCAGAGGCUGCCACCGAGGCCUGCCAGCUGCCAACAUCUUCUGGAGAUGCUGGGAGGGAGUCCAAAACCAAUGCUGAGGAGUCUUCCUUGCAGAGGUUGGAAGAGCUAUUCAGGCGCUACAAGGACGAGAGGGAGGAUGCAAUUUUGGAGGAAGGCAUGGAGCGCUUUUGCAAUGACCUAUGUGUUGAUCCUACGGAAUUUCGAGUGCUGCUCUUGGCCUGGAAGUUUCAGGCUGCUACCAUGUGCAAAUUUACCAGGAAGGAGUUUUUUGAUGGCUGUAAAGCAAUAAGUGCAGACAGCAUUGAUGGGAUCUGUGCACGGUUCCCUAGCCUCUUAACAGAAGCCAAACAAGAAGAUAAAUUCAAGGAUCUCUACCGGUUUACAUUUCAGUUUGGCCUGGACUCUGAAGAAGGGCAGCGGUCACUGCAUCGUGAAAUAGCCAUUGCCCUGUGGAAACUAGUAUUUACCCAGAACAAUCCUCCGGUAUUGGACCAGUGGCUAAAUUUCCUAACAGAGAACCCUUCGGGAAUCAAGGGCAUCUCCCGGGACACUUGGAACAUGUUUCUUAACUUCACUCAGGUGAUUGGCCCCGACCUCAGCAACUACAGUGAAGAUGAGGCCUGGCCGAGUCUCUUUGAUACCUUUGUGGAGUGGGAAAUGGAGAGAAGGAAAAGAGAAGCGGAAGGGAGAGGUGCGCUCAGCUCAGGGCCCGAGGGCUUGUGUCCAGAGGAGCAGACUUAGUUGCUCUGUUCCAGGAGCAGCACUGAGGAUCUGCCUGCUGCCCUGCAGCCAAGCGAGGAAUUGGACCUUUCUGGAAAUUACUGAAGAUCCGGAUAUUUUCUACUUUACACCUUUCUCUGCCUUGUAUUUGAAAGGGCUCUAAAAUGCUGUAUCAUGUUUUAGGCACUUUCUUCAGUUUUUUGGUUAUUUUGGUUAUUUCUUUUUUUGGGUGGGAAAUCCCCCAAAAUAUUUGAACCUGGCUACAUGUUGUGUACCUUUUUUUUUUUUUUUUUUUGUUAAGCUUUCAGAUAGAAUAAGCCUGCCAUUUCUUGCACAACUUUAUUAGAUUUGUUUUGUUUUUGUGGGGGAGGGUGUAGGCCCGGGUUGGGGAGUGGGACUGUUAGGUUGAAUUAACAUUACAAAAUGAUACAGUGCCAGAUCUCAGUUUUGCAUAUUGUUUUUCAGGGCAGGUCUGUACUGUGUGUAGUGCUGUUUACAUGGUUGAAUUUAGGUUGUAAUAAUUAUUUUAAAAGAUUUACACAGACAUGAAUACAGUGUUAACUGUUAGCCACAUUGCAUUAAUUUCCAGACAGUUUGGAGCUCUUGGAGAGCCAAGGCCAGUCAAGAGCAUUUGCAGUCUGACACCCCACCCCAUCCCUUCAAGCUAAUUUAUCCAAAGCCCUUAUCUUCCUCAAUUCGUGCUCAUUCCUUCUUUGACCUAUUGUAUUUCAUGUUUAAUUUAUCCAUCAUCAUGCUGUACCUGUCAGUCAAGUGAGCAGUUUUGUUUUGUUUUUUUGUUAGAACACAUUGUACUGAAAACCACUUAAGCAUUGAAUGCAGAGAAAGCAGUGCUACCUCAGUUUUGCUGGAAGUAGACUUCUUUGAUAGUUUUCUUUGAUGUUUUUGUAUUUUCAUGUCAUAAGUGGAAAUACUCCUUCCCCCCGCCCCCCCCCUUUUCAUUUGCCUUGGAGCCAAAGUUUCCGUUCCGGGUGGUGAGAAAAGUGUGCCUGCCAGCCAACCAGCCGACCUGAAAGAAAGCUGUGGCGUGGAGCUCUGCUUCAAACUGUUUCUGUUUUUGUUUUGUUUUCUUUAGUUUUUGUUGAGUAUCAUCAGCUUACUUGUCUGGCAAGUGCAGAAGCCUGAGGCUGGCCUGAACUCUGCCAAACAAAUUAUCCAAGUGUAUUGAAUCAUUAAAUGUGUGCCCUCUCCCCCUUUGCUGCGCCCACGUUGUCACUUAGCCCCCAGGAGUUAUUUAUUAUCUUUUUGUUAAUGUCAAGCUCAUUUGGGGUAAUGUGAUGACUGUUUAGGUUUACAUGACCCUCCUCUUUUUCCCUUAACCCCAGAUAUGUAUAUAUACAUAUAUAAGAUAUGUAUAUAUUUUACCUUUAUAAAAUAUAUAUAUACACAUAUAUGUAUCUAUAUCCCUUCGUUUAUUUGUCUGCUAAAACUGGCCAUAAAGAGAGAGCUGCCUUCGAUUUGUAGUUUAAGAAGAUGCCAGGGAGCAUCAUAAGUGGAGGCUGUUGUAUAUGAAUUUGGACAUUUUCACUAAAGAGAACAUGAAUUUGCUCACAGGAAGGAGGAACCAGUUCUCUAAAGUCCACAUGUUCACUCUACAAGGCCAGCUUUGGCCAAGCUGCCACUGGGGCCUGAAGAGCUGACUGUCCUACCUAGUUCUACGAGAAGGACCCUCUUGAUAAUUUCCCAUUAAAAAAUAUCCUCAAAAAAAUUGUACUGGAAAGUGGGUGGCAGGAGCUUGUACAGUUCAGCUUCCAACACUUUGGAACAGAUUAAAAAGGGAAUCUUUUAAUAAAUAAAAGUUACAAAAAUAUUUAUACUCUUGAUACAAUGAAAAAGUGUCUAUUAAGUAUUUGGAUUUUUCUCCUUUGAUUAGCCUACCCCAAAUCCUGGGUAUAUGUUCCUCAACUUGGUCAAGAAUUGCAUGCUUUGAGUUCUUCCUCUAAUUGGAAUUGACACAGGGAACAUUUUUGUAAGUCUCACAGUUGUCCUUUCUUGAGGGACAGAUGAGAAACUUGAAAAUCAGCCACAGACUAAAGAUAGUGUUGGAAAGCCCAAGAGGCUUGGGCCAGAUGUGCCCCUUCUAGCCAGAAUAAGACAAAGUCCUCCAGUAAGUAUCCAGGGGACCAGCAGUUUCUGAGGGCACAGCUACAUUGCAGUAUUUGGAUAAGAUCUCAUCUGGCCAGUUGUUCCCAAUUCUGGGUUAGGUAGAAGCCCAAUGAGGGAAGAGAGUGGAGUGUUCUAGUUAGGUAAGUCAGUCUGCUCCAGAUAAGAAAAGGAUGUAUGGCACGGAAGUGCCGAGAGGAGUCUGCCAAGGACCUCAUGGACUCAAGGAACUCAAGAUUGCUUCCCUGCUGGGUAGAUUUUAACUGACUGCUCAGUUUCUCCAACCCCAGUGCCUGUGCCCCUAUCCCCCGGCCACUUAGAAAUUGUGAUUGUAUUAUUAAUGUUCUCUUGUUGAGAAACUCCCAAGAAAGGAACAGUCAGGGCUGGACUUCGGGUUCUCUGUGAAGAAGUUUUGUUUUGUUUUGCCAAGAGAUUCACAAGUAAGGUUUGUAGCUGACUCUUCUGGGUAGCAAGAGCCUCUGUUUCACUCAGCCUCAGAUAGGCUUGGGUGGAUGAGCAGUCGCUGGAGGCAAAACGUUUGUCCCUCAGGUAAGGUAGCUUUUUGACACUGGGGAGGUGCGAUAUGUGGUUACCAUUUUUAAAUUCUGCACCAUCUAAGCGUUACUACACAAACUGAAUAUGUUGGAAAUUGCUUACUUUUGAAAAGCAAGUGACUUUGAGUUUCCAUGGUAUUUCUUUAGUAAUUUAUUAGCAAGCUGGUAUGAGAUAGAAGGUUGCUUUAUUGAUGCCAAACUUGAAUGUAUCAUUCUUAGUGACACUUUGCUGUACUUCUGGAGGUACCUCAGCAACUCUAUUCACUGUGGCAGAUGUGCCGACAUGUGUGUUGUUGGGUCCAGAAGCCUGUGUGUACCCAUCUGAUGAAGUCGCCAGCGCUGGCUGAAAAAUCCAAAUUCCAGCCAAUGCUUUGGGCCAAGGAGAGAUAAUAGAAAAUGUGCAAAGCAGUAUUGUUUAUAUUAGAUGGACACAGUAAUAAAAAAUUAAGCUACACACAGUAGUAGCUUGAAACAGUACUGUCUCCUAGGGUCUGGUCUUUAGGCCAGAUCAGGUUAUGGGACCCCAUAGAUUAUGUACUUGAACUAAACAUUGGUGGGAAGUUAAAGACUUUUCCAAAAACUAACAAAGCAAGAGAUCUAUAUAUUGGAAUGGAAUGUAUGGUUUGCUGUAUUUCAAGUGGGGUCUUCAGUGCAGCAGGUAGACCUAGUUACAUGGUUACAUAAGGGAUGGAAAGAAAGCUACUGUUAAAAAGUUUUUAUCCCCCUACUGCCACUUCUAAAAAAAGAAGUCUUUUUAGACUUCUUAUUCUCCUGUGCAUGUUAGGAUGGCUGGUGAUGACCCGAACAUCUUAGUAACUGACAAAGAUCUUACUAGGAGAACAUAAGCAGUAUUUAGAUUAAAUACUUGAAAGGACAAAAUUAUCAAAAUAUACCAAUUAUGACUAUUUAAGGACAUGUGGCAUUCAUCUUCCCUUCUGGGAGGUUCUUGCCACUCCUCUUCAGAGUUCAUUC
Molecule: messenger RNA, 4868 nt
Organism: Meriones unguiculatus (Mongolian gerbil)
Lineage: Eukaryota; Metazoa; Chordata; Mammalia; Rodentia; Muridae
Gene: Dcun1d3
Product: defective in cullin neddylation 1 domain containing 3
Exons: 3
Coding region: 328-1242 (304 amino acids)
Biological process (GO): positive regulation of ubiquitin-protein transferase activity; protein neddylation
Cellular component (GO): ubiquitin ligase complex
Molecular function (GO): cullin family protein binding; ubiquitin conjugating enzyme binding; ubiquitin-like protein binding
Source: RefSeq, a predicted model, not a curated record